Molecule: messenger RNA, 1590 nt
Organism: Etheostoma cragini (Arkansas darter)
Lineage: Eukaryota; Metazoa; Chordata; Actinopteri; Perciformes; Percidae
Gene: hsdl1
Product: hydroxysteroid dehydrogenase like 1
Exons: 5
Coding region: 103-1230 (375 amino acids)
Cellular component (GO): mitochondrion
Source: RefSeq, a predicted model, not a curated record
CAAUGUUUUGAUCCUUCUAGCUACGCAACGUUAGCCUACAGAGGACAUCUCUCUCUGCCGUAACGUCCCUCAAACCUUCUAUCUUUAUCAGAAAUUUAUCAUAUGGUAACAACGACUAGAUUAAUUCACACACCUGACAUACCAGCUAACGUUACCUUUAGAAAACACAACGUUAUAUUAACUAAAUACGCUUUAGAUAGCAAGCUAGCAUCAGCAUCAUUAGUGUGGACUAUGGCGACAGUUGACAGCUUUCAGUUUUUGUAUAGAGAAGUUUCUCGGUCAUGCAGUCCUUACUUUGAAACCCUGGCCCUGGUCGGGGCCCUGUACACGACCAGAAGGGUGAUAAUCCUGCUGAGAGACUGCUGCGCGUUGCUCAGGGUGCACUUCCUGCCAAGGAUGAUCCCGAGCAAGAAGCUGAGCCAAAGAUUUGGUGACUGGGCUGUGGUUUAUGGUGCAGCAGAGCCUGUGGCCAGAGCCUAUGCAGAGGAGCUGGCCCGACACGGUAUCAGCAUUAUCUUUGUCACAAAGGACCAUACCUCUGUUAGAGACACCGCUGCAUCCCUCUCCCAGAGCUACGGCGUGGAGACGGUUGUCAUCCUGGCUGACUUCUCUUCGGACCCGGCAGCCAGCAAGUCCAUCGAAGAAGCCACGAGGGGGAAAGAUAUCGGCUUCCUGGUGAACUGUGUGGAGUCGUCGUCGUCUCCCCCUCGGAGCCUGAUUGACACGCCGGAGCAGGCUCUGUUGGAGUUUGUGAGUAAGAACGUUGCGGCCGCCACUCUGAUGACCCGGUUGGUGCUGCCGGGGAUGCUGGAGCGCAGCAGAGGAGCUGUGGUCAAUAUAUCAUCGGGGGCUUGCUCCAGACCCCUACCUGGAAGAGUGACCCUCACCGCGUCCACUGGCUACCUGGAUCAUUUCUCAAGAGCUCUUCAUCUUGAGUACGGUGGCAAAGGGAUCUUUGUCCAAAGUCUGAUUCCUUUCCAGAUAGCCUCAAGUGAGCAACAAGCAUCAUCAUCAUCAUCAUCCUCAUCAUCAUCAUCCUCGACACCCUUAUUGAGACAGGGAUGGUUCGUACCAAAGCCAGAGGUGUACGCCCGCCAUGCCAUCUCCACCCUGGGUGUCUCUAAUCGGACCACCGGCUACUGGCCUCACACUCUGCAGUACGGACUGAUCAGAUGUAUUCCAGAGUGGAUCUGGGUUCUGGGUUCACGGGUGCUAAUCAGUUCAAGCUAAGAGCUCACCCCUGCACCCUUCACUAAAGACUUGACCCAGAUACUGGAUCUGCUUGUUACUGGAGUCACGGAGAGUUUCUUCUGCUAUUGGUUUAAAUUUGGUAAACUCUCAGGCUCUGUUGAGGUUGGUAGUUUAGAGGUCUUCUUCUAUUGAUUUGGUAUUAAUUUCAAGGAAGGCUGCAGUGGAAUUUGCCUGAAAUAAUGAAUAAAUAUACAUAUAUUACUCCUGUAUUACUAUUGGUCUGACCAAUCUGCUGACAACCUAAACAUACAUGUCGUAAUGGUGGCCAGAUGUGAGGUUGUAAACUGAGAUUGAGUUAGUUUUGUAAUCUCCUUGAUUAGCAUUGGAGCGUUAUAACGU